AUAAUAUCACAAAAAAAAAAAAGUAAAAUCUUUUCAAAGAAGGAAGCAGUGUUGGAAGAUCAGGCGAGGGUAAUCAAACGGUUGAUAGAUAGAGAUGGGGAAAGGAGGGAAAGAGAGAGAGGAAGAUAAAGAAGAGAUAUUAAUGGCGAAUGACUUUUUCUGGUCAUACACAGACGAGCCUCAUGCUUCUAGGAGACGUCAGAUCCUCUCUCAAUACCCUCAAAUCAAAGAGCUCUUUGGCCCUGAUCCCUUUGCUUUCCUUAAGGUUACUGUGGUUGUUUUACUUCAGCUAUGUGCUGCAAUUAUCCUCCGUGAUGCCAGCUGGCUGAAGAUGUUGAUAAUUGCCUACUUCUUUGGUUCUUUCCUCAACCACAAUCUCUUCUUAGCCAUCCAUGAGCUCAGCCACAAUCUUGCCUUCUCCACUCCGGUUUACAACCGUUGGCUAGGGAUUUUCGCUAAUCUCCCUAUUGGUGUGCCGAUGUCUGUCACUUUCCAGAAGUAUCACCUUGAGCAUCAUCGUUUCCAAGGGGUUGAUGGCAUCGACAUGGAUGUCCCGAGCCACACCGAAGCCCAUUUUGUGACUAAUUCUGUCUCGAAAGCUGUAUGGGUCAUCUUCCAACUCUUCUUCUACGCACUCCGCCCUCUGUUUCUCAAACCGAAGCCCCCUGGUUAUUGGGAGUUCAUCAACUUAAUUAUUCAGGUUGCUCUUGAUGUUAUGUUAGUUUAUUUUUGGGGCUGGAAAUCUUUUGCUUAUUUGACCCUUUCAACAUUUGUUGGUGGUGGAAUGCACCCAAUGGCCGGCCAUUUCAUCUCCGAGCAUUACGUAUUCAAUCCUAAACAAGAAACAUAUUCUUAUUAUGGUCCCCUGAAUCUUAUGACAUGGAGUGUUGGCUACCACAACGAGCACCACGAUUUCCCAAGGAUUCCGGGUAACAAACUGCAUAAGGUGAAGGAGAUUGCUCCCGAAUAUUAUGAAGGUUUGGAUUCGUAUAAAUCAUGGAGCCAGGUUAUUUACAUGUACAUUAUGGACCGGAGUGUCGGCCCUUAUAGCCGAAUGAAGAGGAAGAUCUCGAAAAAACCCGAAUAGAUCUUUCCCAUUUUGAUCUCUCUUUCCACCCUUGGUCCCAUUAGGAGUAAUUAUCUUUUGCACUGAAGAUGCAAGACAUUGAUGGUAUAAGGGCCAAAGCUGCCCCUUGAUUGGUUGUGCUUUCAUGGUGUUUUCGUUUUCCAUUUGUCGAUGGCAUCUUCCGAAAGGUACUGAAUUUGUUGUUAAUCU
Molecule: messenger RNA, 1276 nt
Organism: Hibiscus syriacus
Lineage: Eukaryota; Viridiplantae; Streptophyta; Magnoliopsida; Malvales; Malvaceae
Product: sphingolipid delta(4)-desaturase DES1-like
Exons: 3
Coding region: 95-1087 (330 amino acids)
Biological process (GO): ceramide biosynthetic process
Cellular component (GO): membrane
Molecular function (GO): sphingolipid delta-4 desaturase activity
Source: RefSeq, a predicted model, not a curated record